Molecule: messenger RNA, 1458 nt
Organism: Seriola dumerili (greater amberjack)
Lineage: Eukaryota; Metazoa; Chordata; Actinopteri; Carangiformes; Carangidae
Product: H-2 class II histocompatibility antigen, A-Q alpha chain-like
Exons: 4
Coding region: 31-756 (241 amino acids)
Biological process (GO): positive regulation of T cell activation; antigen processing and presentation of exogenous peptide antigen via MHC class II; peptide antigen assembly with MHC class II protein complex
Cellular component (GO): MHC class II protein complex; membrane
Molecular function (GO): MHC class II protein complex binding
Source: RefSeq, a predicted model, not a curated record
UGCACACUAACACGGCGCAGACCGAGAGAUAUGUACUUUAAAAUUAUACUUGCUUUCUCAGGUGCAGUUUGCAUCUAUGCACAAAGAAGUCGUGAACUUUGUCUCAGCAGAGGAUGCUUUGAGUCAGGUGAUAAUCACAUAUCUGUGACACUGGAUGGUGACAAAGUCUACUAUGUAGACUUUAAAAAAGGAGAAGUCAUUUGGGAUAGUAGAGUCCCUAUGUUUUUGCAUGUUCCCUGGGCUUACAAAUAUGCAAUACAUUAUCAAUUUGCAUGCAAGAGCGAUGUGCAGAGAUGGAAACCAGACGAGUCAGCUGCAACAAAGACUAAAGAGGCCCCAGAAAUCCUCAUCUACCCCAGAGAUGAAGUGAUAAAAGAGGAAGAAAACACUCUCAUCUGCUUCAUCAACCAUUUCUUUCCUCCACGCAUCAACAUAAAGUGGACCAAAAAUGAUAUAGAAGUAGCAGUGGAGUAUCCUGUCAUCAAAUGCUUAGCUAAUCACGAUGGGACAUUUUAUGUUUUCUCAUACCUGAACUUUGUCCCACAAGAAGGAGACAUCUACAGCUGCACUGUGGAACAUGAGUCAAUGGAGAGGCCUCAGACCAUGUUCUGGGAGGUUGACACAGAUGAGAUUAGUAUUGGUCCAGCCGUCUUCUGUGGACUUGGCCUGAGUCUUGGACUUCUUGGAUUUGCUGCAGGAACUUUCUUUUUUGUGAAAGGAAACCAAUAUCAGGGCAUUAUGGACGCUGGUGGCUAAGAUAGAUGCCACAGCAUUGUGAUCACAUCGUCCUUGGUUUGUUUCCAGCCACUGACAUUCAUUUCAUGUCUUUCCCUUCUCAAAAAUGCCCAAAAUACACAAACAUGUACAUGAAUCAAUCUGAGUCACGCACAUCUGUAAUUCACUGAAUUGUAAUUCUCUUCUGUACUGUCUUUUAAAGCGUGACAUAAUCCAGGUUUGUCUUUUUUAUUUGUGUUGUCACUUGUUUAAUUGAAGUAUUUUUUUAUCAUUUAUUUUUUCUUAAUAAAUAAAGGCACACGAUUGCCACUGUGUCAUAGAUAUGUAUGUUGUGUGUAUGUGAGUGUAUAUAACGUGUUAUGCUUGAAUUACAAACCUUACAAUGAAGAUCGACAAGUUCUCUCUAACAAGUCCCACAAGGUUCUACUUUGGGUCAUAUGCCUGAGUCUGCAGUAUAUGCAAUAUUUACAUAUGGUCAAAUCAUUGUAGCACUAUUUGAACGUUGUCAGAAUUUUAAACCUUCUACAGAUAUAUAAUCCAUCACAGUGAUCAUUUAGGUGCUUUGACUCAUGACAGAGUUGGGCUGCCUCUAAUAGUGGAGAUGAUUGGUAAAGGUUUUGCACUACUGUAUAUUUCUGAAAAAUACUCUGAAGACCAACAAGCAAACAUGGAUGUGGAUGAAGAAUGUAAACUUGUGUCUUGCAUGAAAUCAUUUGAGAGAAA